Ylistrum balloti is the source of this 1041-nucleotide messenger RNA. RefSeq names its product protein FAM43A-like. The transcript has a single exon. Lineage: Eukaryota; Metazoa; Mollusca; Bivalvia; Pectinida; Pectinidae. The record is from RefSeq and is a predicted model, not a curated record. Bases 1 to 1041 code for a protein of 346 amino acids.
AUGAGUUUGUUUUCUUGGAAGCGAAACUUGUCUAUAAGUGAAAAGGAACCGACUUUUAAGGUACGUUACCUUGGAAAUGUUCAGACAGCUAUGAUGAAAGGUGAUGGAUGUGUAGACAAACCUGCAGCAGUUAUAUGGAAUAACUAUGUGCGGAGUUCGAACCCAGGACUUGAAAUGAGACUAACCGUUACAAGCUAUGGUUUGAAAGCAUUCACAAAGGAACAAGGACUCACUGAAUAUAGAGCUCACAGGAUAUCAUAUUGUAUAGCGCAUCCGAAGUAUCCUAGGGUGUUUGUCUGGGUGUAUCGACACGAGGGGAAAAAAAUGAAAAUGGAACUCCGUUGCCAUGCAGUUUUGUGUAAAAAUGAAGCCAAGGCAAAAGCUUUGGCAGUGCAUCUUCAUGAAAAAUUAAAUUUUGCCUUAAAAGAGUUUAUGCGUGAAAAAACACGACGACAGAAUUCUCGUCUGACACUUCAGAGGACAAAUUCUUUACCACAAUCAGGCCAGGUGCUACCAAAAAGGACACAGUUUUUGAGCACAGGUCAACACUUUAAACCCCCAAUAUCUAAAUCAAACACAGCACCCCGACUUGGUGCGAUUGUAGAAGCUCACGAGACUUUAGAGGAAAGUUUUGAGGAUGUAGAGGAAGAGGAUGAAUCAACAAUAACGGACGAUUCAUUAGAUGAGGAAGAAGCCCUUAAACAUGCACUCAGUGACCCUUCUCUAGACUCCCCGGCUCUGCAUGAAGCUAAGAUGGAGGUGAUUUGUCAACGAAUAAUUGAUUUGGAAAUAGGUAAUGAUAUAGAUGAGCUGAAACGCGACGAGGAAGUGAAAUUCUGUAUCACCAAUGGUGAUUCUGACGAUGAGUCUUCAGAAUCUGGAUUCCAUGAGGAACAAACUGAGCCUGAUCAGGACCCCGAAGACAUGACCUUGACCUGUGAAGGAGGCAACAUGGCCGACCUUGACCUUUUAGAUCAUAAUGUCUGUGACAAUCCAGUGGGGGAUUAUGUUGAAGAGAGAACGAUUGUGACAAGUUUAUGA